Messenger RNA from Mixia osmundae IAM 14324, 4380 nucleotides. RefSeq lists its product as uncharacterized. The record is from RefSeq and is a predicted model, not a curated record. The coding region runs from base 91 to 4332 and encodes 1413 amino acids. NCBI's taxonomy places the organism in Eukaryota, Fungi, Basidiomycota, Mixiomycetes, Mixiales, Mixiaceae. Gene Ontology annotation, molecular function: phosphopantetheine binding; L-aminoadipate-semialdehyde dehydrogenase [NAD(P)+] activity. The transcript is spliced from 5 exons. Gene Ontology annotation, biological process: L-lysine biosynthetic process.
GAGCGUGACUUUUGACUUUUGACUCGCGCUCUUGCUCUUGCCCUUGCUCUUGCUCAGACAGAGAACCCUCGCUCAGCCUGACAGCGAGGCAUGAGUGCACAGGAGCAAGAGCUGCAGACUCGGCUCGCGCGAUGGUGCAAGCGACUCUCGGAUCUGCCCGCCAUGGCGCUGCCUACCGACUACCCUCGGCCAACAGGCGCAAAAGCAGUUGAGACCCAUCAGACAAGCUCCCUAGCGCCAGAUGCCUGCAAAGCACUCGCUAAGUUAGCUUCAUCUGAUGAAGAGGCACAUAUCGAAGAUGACAGUGCCGCUCUUGCGAGUUCGCAAGCAAGUCUGAGCUCACGCCCGACGGAUUACCAACUUUUGCUGUCUUGCUUUGUCGUGCUCUUGCAUCGGUACACCUCAGACACAGAUCUCGUCAUCGCCACCCUGUCUCGCUCCACUGGCGAGACUCUCCUGCUACGCAUCAAGCUAGAUCCACAAGAUUCAUUCUGGUCGCUUGUUAGACGGAUCCAAUUCGUCGCAGAGGAGGCCGAAAGAGAUGCUGUCUCAUUUGAUCAGCUGCAAGCUGCCUUGGCCCGUGAGCCAACCAGCGGACCGCUGUACCGCGUACGCUUCAUCGACGAGACCCAUGCCAGCCCGAGUGGGUCUACUCAGAGCGCAUCUGCCGCAGAUUUCUCGGUCUACGUAGGUUCGUCAGACGCGACGCCCUUGGUCAGAUUGCACUAUAAUUCGCUCGUCUUCUCGGACGCUCGCAUCAAGCUUGUGCUUGAUCAAUUGAGCCAGCUCGUUUUAUCGUUCGCGCAGCAGCCCCUCAGUCCUCUCGGCACCGUCUCGCUACUCACGCCGAGUCAGUUGGCAAUCUUGCCCGACCCUCGCGCCGAUUUGGACUUUUGCGGUUUCAAAGGUGCCAUCACGGACGUCUUCUCUGCCAAUGCCGCACAGUUCCCAGACAGGACAUGUAUCGUCGAAUCAGUACCUGGUCUGGCAGCCUCUGCAACCGAAGUGCCGAAGAAUGAGACCCGACAUUUUACUUACAAGCAGAUUGACGAGGCUUCUAAUAUCCUGGCGCAUCAUCUCAUACGAUCUGGCGUGCAGCGCGAAGAAGUCGUUACCGUCUACAGCACAAGAGGUGUCGAUCUUGUCGUCGCCGUCAUGGGCGUACUCAAAGCAGGCGCCACUUUCUCAGUCAUAGAUCCUGCAUACCCAGCAGCCAGACAGAAUAUCUACUUGCAAGUCGCACAACCCAGAGCCCUCGUCAUCCUAGCGAGAGCAGGCGAACUCAUACCUUCCGUACGCGCAUAUGUCGAACAAGAAUUACAGAUUCGCUGCGAAAUUCCUGCGCUACAAAUCGCAGACGAUGGCUCGCUCACCGGUGGAAGACUGCAAAGCUCUACAAGAGAUGUACUCGAAGAUUCGCUUCCGAAAGCCUCAUUGUCCGCAGGCAUCGCACUUGGCCCAGAUUCCAUUGCUACCCUUUCGUUCACUUCGGGCAGUACUGGGAUACCAAAGGGCGUCAGAGGGCGGCAUUACUCUCUGACGCACUUUUUCCCUUGGAUGAGUCAAACCUUCGGCAUAGACGCUUCCGCGAGAUUUACCAUGCUCAGCGGCAUUGCUCAUGAUCCAAUACAGCGCGACAUCUUCACACCGUUGUUCUUGGGAGCGCAGCUGCAUAUACCCACAGCGGAAGAUAUCGGGACGCCUGGUCGCCUUGCAGAAUGGAUGGACGACAGCAAGGUUACCGUGACACAUUUGACCCCAGCGAUGGGUCAGCUCUUGUCAGCUCAGGCAGUCCGCAAGAUCCCUUCCCUUCGAAACGCUUUCUUCGUGGGGGAUAUCCUUACCAAGCGCGAUUGUACUCGCUUGCAGCAGCUCGCUCACAAUGUGCGAAUCAUCAACAUGUUUGGUACCACAGAGACUCAACGCGCGGUAUCUUACUUUGCCGUACCGAGCAUCAGCGAAGAUCCUACCUUUCUGGGCAAUAGGAAAGAUGUCAUUCCCGCCGGUCGAGGAAUGAUCGAUGUCCAGCUCGUCGUGGUCAACCGCAACGAACGAACAGCCCUGUGUGCUGUUGGUGAGAUUGGCGAGAUCUAUGUACGAUCAGGCGGCCUCUCGGAAGGCUAUCUCAGCUUGCCCGAGGCCAAUGCCGAAAAGUUCGUCACAAAUUGGUUCUCUGCAGGCCAUGUCUGGCCCGACGCGGUCGACCAGUCGGCUCCCUGGAGACCAUACUGGAAAGGGGUCAGAGAUCGCAUGUACAGAACUGGUGAUCUAGGCCGAUACGCGCCAGAUGGGUCAGUCGAAUGCACGGGCAGAGCAGACGACCAGAUCAAGAUACGAGGCUUUCGCAUUGAGCUUGGAGAGAUCGACACGCAUCUCUCACAUCAUGCGCUCGUGCGUGAGAACGUCACCCUUGUCAGACGAGACAAGGACGAAGAAAAAGUGCUGGUCAGCUACUUCGUGCCGAUGGACGGCCCAGAGGUGGCGGACCUGCUCAGCUCAGAUGAGAAUGAUGAUGGAGGAGCGAUUGUACAAGGCAUGCGUCGACAUAAGAGGCUGAUCAAGCAGAUACGAGACUAUCUCAAGACGAAACUACCUGCAUACAGCGUGCCGACCCUCUUUGUGCCGCUCUCGCGAAUGCCACUCAAUCCUAACGGCAAGAUCGACAAGCCCGCCUUGCCGUUUCCCGAUACUGCGCUUGCCGCCGCUGCUUCGUCUGUGUCUUCUACGAAAUCAACAGACCUCUCAUCGACCGAGCGAACCUUGCACGACAUCUGGCGAGAACUACUACCCUCUGCGCCGGCCAAUUUGCCAAAGGAUGCGAGCUUUUUCGAUCUCGGUGGUCAUUCGAUCCUCGCCACUCGUCUCGUCUUCGACAUUCGUAAAGCUUUCGUUGUCAACUUACCGUUGGGCGCGCUUUUUGAUCAUCCGACGAUUGAGGCCCUGGCGAAUGAAAUCGAACGGUUACAAGGAUCAAACUACAACCUCGCUACAGGCUCAAAAUCGAAAGCUUCGCUCACCAACGGGAGCUCCGAGUCUGGCGAAGCGUAUGGAUCGGAUUCAAAUACCUUGAUGAGCAGGUUGCAGCCGUCCUAUCAGUCUCCCAAGUAUUCUGGGUCUACGACUGUGUUCCUGACUGGCGCGACUGGAUUUUUGGGCGCCUUCAUCCUGCGCGACUUACUUCUGCGCGCUUCGGUAUCGAAAGUCAUCUGCCACGUCCGAGCGUCUUCUGCAGCUGCCGGUCUAGACAGACUGCGCGAUUCCUGCAUUGGUCGAGCUGCUUGGGACGAGCGAUGGGUCAGCGACAGCCGAUUAGAAGUCGUUGUCGGAGAGCUCGAGAAGCCCAGGCUUGGUCUAGACGAGCCGACCUGGUCCCGCAUCGCUCGCGAAGCAACGACGAUCAUCCACAAUGCUGCUCUUGUUCACUGGGUCUAUCCGUAUACGAAACUCAGAUCGGCAAACGUGCUUGCAACGCUUACGACGCUCGACUUGGCAUCAACAGGGCAGCCGAAGGCAUACAGCUUUGUCUCUUCCACUGCCGUUUUCGAGACGGACCGUCACUAUAACGAUCUCUCCGAUCAGAUUACAAGCAAAGGUGGACUAGGUGUGCCUGAGUCCGAUGACUUGGAGGGAUCACGCGUCGAAAUCAAGAGCGGCUACGGCCAGAGCAAAUGGGUAUCUGAGAAGCUGAUUAUGGAAGCCGGCCGUCGCGGUUUACGCGGUAGCGUCAUUCGACCAGCCUACAUCGUUGGCGAUUCCGUCUCCGCCGUCACCAAUACAGACGACUUCCUCUGGCGUCUUGUCAAAGGGUGCAUCCAAUUGAAGCUGAUCCCGGACAUCCAGAACUCGAUCAACAUGAUGCCGGUCGAUCAUGUCGCUCGCGUGGUGGCUCUAUCUGCGCUUGAGCAUGCACAAGACACCCUGCCGGUGUAUCAAGUGACAUCGCGGCCGAAUGUUCGGUUCAGCGCUUUCUUGGGAGCUCUCAAGACGUAUGGCUACGAUACCACUAAGACGGAAUAUCUGCAUUGGCGCACUCAGCUCGAGCAGCAUGUCGCAGUCACGCAAGACAACGCUCUCUUCCCCUUGCUGCACUUCGUGUUGGACGACUUGCCAACGAGCACGAAAGCGCCGGCGCUCGACGAUAGCAACACUGCCGCUUUGCUCGAGCGAGCAGGCGAGUGCUCAUCGAUGACAGUGGACGACAAUCUCAUGGGCGUCUACCUCGCUUGGCUCGUUGCUGCAGACUUCUUGCCUGUGCCUACUAAGCAAGGCACGCCAUUGCCUCGUCUGACGAACACCGAGGCCAUCAAGGCAAUAGGCAGGAGUGGUCACUAGAUGCAAGUGUCUAUGAGGCUGUUUGCAUGAGAGUGUACAACAACACUG